Molecule: messenger RNA, 1013 nt
Organism: Tripterygium wilfordii
Lineage: Eukaryota; Viridiplantae; Streptophyta; Magnoliopsida; Celastrales; Celastraceae
Product: 50S ribosomal protein L13-like
Exons: 6
Coding region: 182-793 (203 amino acids)
Biological process (GO): negative regulation of translation; translation
Cellular component (GO): mitochondrial large ribosomal subunit; ribosome
Molecular function (GO): mRNA binding; structural constituent of ribosome
Source: RefSeq, a predicted model, not a curated record
AUAACUCUCACUUCGUCAAAUGCUUCAAUGCAUACUCCCCUGCUUCCUUAGGCGGCUUCACCGCGCAUCCCUCCUUCCAUUCCGUCCGUUCCUCUCUGCGGCUUUUCCACCAUCGCCAACUGAACAACGGUUCUUCAGCAAGUGAUUGAUUUUUGUGAGAAGAAGUAGAUAUCCAAGAGGAAUGGCAAGUCAAGCAGCUGCCUCUUUCAGUGGUAACAUGAAGAAAGCACUUGCUGGCCUGAGACGUAUUGAUCUAGAAGGUCUGCGAUGGAGAGUUUUUGAUGCCAAAGGCCAGGUCCUUGGGAGAUUAGCAUCUCAAAUAGCUACUGUGGUUCAAGGCAAGGAUAAGCCAACCUAUGCCCCUAACCGCGAUGAUGGAGAUAUGUGUAUUGUGCUAAAUGCAAAGGAUUUAAGCGUUACGGGGCGGAAACUUACUGAUAAAGUUUAUUACUGGCAUACUGGGUAUGUGGGACAUCUCAAGGAACGAACUUUAAAAGACCAGAUGGCCAAGGAUCCUACAGAAGUCAUUCGCAAAGCUGUUCUACGCAUGCUUCCCAGAAACAAAUUGCGUGAUGAUAGAGAUCGUAAACUCAGAAUAUUUACUGGGAGAGAACAUCCUUUUGGUGACAGGCCACUCGAACCUUAUGUGAUGCCACCUCGAAAAGUUAGAGAAAUGCGACCCCGUGCAAGGCGUGCCAUGAUUCGAGCUCAGAAGAAGGCUGAACAACAACAACUGGGUCCUGAUGAUAGAAGACGCAAAAAGAAAGAAGUCAAUAUGGAAGAGGCUGCCUGAGUGAGUUAUUUGGCACUUCAAUAGCCAACUCGCUUGUCAUCAGCAUUUUACCUUCAUAAAUGUGUGGAAAUUACGUUGUGUGUUUGAAUAUUAAUGUUCUGUAGGUUUGUGAAAUUUUAUACAGAGCAAUUUUUUGCUAUUAAAAUUCUAAAGACUAUGAGGACUGAUUUUUAGUUCCACAUGGGGGAAUGCAUUAAUCAAACUAUAAUUCUUCCGAGCA